Molecule: messenger RNA, 1545 nt
Organism: Macrosiphum euphorbiae (potato aphid)
Lineage: Eukaryota; Metazoa; Arthropoda; Insecta; Hemiptera; Aphididae
Source: the annotation of a GenBank genome assembly
AUGAUCUCCGCACUACCAACCCGGGCUUUCAGAAUAUUAGUUUUUGCGACAUGGGCGCAGAGAUCUGUUUGGUGUCAAUACUACGGCGAGCAGAUAGGGGAUGGCCAUGGUGGUCAUAACGAAGAACAUCAUGAAGAUCAUCACGUGAAGCCGCUUUACAAGUACGGAUAUUGGGUGCACGAUCCAAAAACGAAAGAUGUCAAGAGCCACUGGGAGCAUCGGGACGGAGACACGGUACAUGGUUCAUACUCGUUUCUGCAACCGGACGGACACAUGAGGGUGGUCGAGUACACGGCCGACAAGCAUAAUGGAUUCAACGCACACGUCAAGUACAUGUACGAAGGACAUGGAGGAGGCAACGACGGAGGGAGCGGUGACGGUGGCGGGUUCGGGGGAAGUGGCGGUGGUGGAUUCGGUGGGAGCGGCGGUGGUGGAGGAUUCGGCGGUGGCUUCGACAACCAUUUGGAGGACGCGUCGGGAAAACAGUCCGCACCGAUCGGAGGUGGUGGAGUCGGAGUGGGAGGCCGACCAAAGCAGCCGUUGCACAAGUUCUACAAGAAACCACGAACGGAAAAACAAGGCGGUCAACCUGGCCAGUACAAGAAACCGCAUCAGUUCGACGGCCGACCGAAACCGGUGGGUGGAUACAAGAAACAACGGCUGUCACCGUCCGCAGAACAGUCGGCUGAACACCACCUCGGUGGCAGACCCAACAGCCAUUUCGACCAGGUGCCCAAGUUUGGCGCCCCCGGACAUUAUCAACCCAAUUCACUAGGUGUCAGCGGCGGCGGUAGCCCCGAACGUUAUCACGCAAAUCAGCUGGGCGGCGGUGGUAGCCCCGAACGUUAUCAAGCAAAUCAGCUGGGCGGAGGUGGUAGCCCCGAACGUUAUCAGACGAGCCACUUGGGUGGCGCAAGUCCGUUUGGAUAUUUGGCCGAAGAACAGGGCUCCGAUCAUCCGGUUGAACACUUAUCCCGCAAGUACUCGUCGACCACGUCGUCGGACACGUCCGCCUAUCUGACCGGCAUCCAACACCUAUCGUCCGAACACGACCCGGUGGUGCACCGUCAGCCGGACGUCGCGCCCGCAGCGUCGACGGAACGCCAGCACCACAGCGGUUCAGCCGAGGAACGUCAGCCACAGGUACCGGGCUCGGAACUGGAGCCACCUCGACCGGCGCAAGUGGAUGGGCCUUCCGAAGAGCCGCGUGACGAUGGAAGUGGGCCUCUACAGUACGACGAUGUCGACAGCCGUUCACAGGAACGGGACGACAGGAACGGCAGGGAUGUUACAGAUGACAGGGAUUACCGGGACGACCACGCGGCUGACUCUGCUGACGAAACAGCGGUAACGGUACAAAAGCAACCGUUGAGGGAAUAUCGUUUCGAGGAGCCGCCAUACCCGUUUGAAAUUCCCGAAAGCGUGCAAGUCUCCGGCAAAUACCGGAAGAGACACUCGCCGCAGCCGCCGGUAAACAUGCACAGUUACACGGCCGCAUCGUCGUACUUUCCGAUCUGGUACGGAGGUAGCAGACACUACGAUUAG